Entrophospora sp. SA101 is the source of this 378-nucleotide messenger RNA. Lineage: Eukaryota; Fungi; Glomeromycota; Glomeromycetes; Entrophosporales; Entrophosporaceae. The record is from the annotation of a GenBank genome assembly.
AUGACUCCAACAUUUGGCCCAACACUUUCCACAAUACUUAGUAUUACCGUAGUUCAUAAUAAUUUUGAUGAUGAUUUAAUUAACAAUAAUCAUCAUUUUCGAGAUGCAUCCAUAUCACAACAUUCGGCAUUGUCACGUCGUUCAUCCGAAUCAUUUGUUGAUACUAAUAUGGCCCAAUAUUUCAAGAAACAGUCAAUUCGACGAUACACUUUACCAUCUAUAAUAAACUCUCUGAGUAAUUCGACUGGUCAAGAUCACAAUAAUUCUACUCCAGUUCCUCAAUCUCCUGGUUCUAAUCCAAGAUUUUGGGAAAUAGGAAAUCGUCGUGAAGAUUCAUCGGUUCAAGUUGCCAUGGAACAUGUCCAAUUUGGUUUAUAA